This is a messenger RNA of Pipistrellus kuhlii (Kuhl's pipistrelle), 966 nucleotides long. RefSeq names its product claudin-34-like. Lineage: Eukaryota; Metazoa; Chordata; Mammalia; Chiroptera; Vespertilionidae. The record is from RefSeq and is a predicted model, not a curated record. Gene Ontology annotation, cellular component: bicellular tight junction; plasma membrane. The transcript has a single exon. Gene Ontology annotation, biological process: cell adhesion; bicellular tight junction assembly. Gene Ontology annotation, molecular function: structural molecule activity. The coding region runs from base 265 to 966 and encodes 233 amino acids.
GCUCUGCAACCUGGGCCUGUUGGGAAGACGCUCUAACCACUUAACUGUCCUGUCAGGGUGAAAGUCUGUAUACUUUAAGGCUUUCAGUAAAUCUUUCCUAAGGACCCUUUGCCAGCAGAGCAUGGGGGUCAAGUGUCUCCAUUCUGGAAUAUGGCAUUUCCCUCUCCAAUAUAGCACCGUUCACCCCCAGGGGGCAGGUCCAGGUCAUGGUUCCCAUGCUCAUGAUGCCCUCUCUUGGUUUGCAGAUCCCCUGGAUACAUAGCCAUGGUCUUGUUCGACAAGGCCAAUUGCCUGGCAGUGAGUUUCGCCCUCAACAUCCUGGGAUGGAUCUUUACCAUGGUUUCCAUGGGCCUGCCUAAUUGGCGCAUAUGGUACAUAGAGAACAGCCCCUCCCCUUCCUGGGGGCUGGCCUGUGUAGGGAUGUGGAAGGUCUGCACUUACCAGCCCAGUGGCCUUCAGACCAGCCCCAUAGCGUGUCACCGCUACACCUACAGUGACGCCUACCUGCCUCUGCAUAUCCGCUUCCCUCAGCACCUGCUGCUGGUAGCCUUCCUCCUCAGUCUCCUGGGAAAAGGGCUCAUGGUCUUGGGCCUGCGCAGAGUGUUUGUGGGACAUCUUCAGAAGGACACCCCCGGCAAUCUGUUCCUGGCUCCCAGAAUCCUGAGUAUCAUAGCUGGUGCAUUUAUCGCCAUCGCUGUGCUCUGUAACUACCAUGCUGUGCUGAAUGAAGAGGGCAUAGACUUCCCACCCUCCUUCCACAUCCCCUACAGGCCCAACCGGCAGGAGAUUGGCAGCACCGUGUAUCUGGCGAUUCUGGCUGCAUUGCUGAUGUUGUUCAGUGGGCUGUUUACCAUCUCUUUCAAGCAGCCCCCCAACAGCCAAAUGUACCCCCAGUCUUCCAAGUGUAAAGUUCCCAGUUGCAUAUCUUUGCAAAUCCAUGAUGAGCAGUUUAUGGAGGUGAAGUAA